Molecule: messenger RNA, 861 nt
Organism: Pipra filicauda (Wire-tailed manakin)
Lineage: Eukaryota; Metazoa; Chordata; Aves; Passeriformes; Pipridae
Exons: 4
Coding region: 1-840 (279 amino acids)
Source: RefSeq, a predicted model, not a curated record
AUGGAGCGGGUGAGGGCUGAGGGGACCCCGGGGACCGGGGGGGAUUUUGGGGGGUCCAGGGGGGAAUUUUGGGGGUUCCCGCGUCACCCUCCACGGCUUCCCCCCAGGGACUCGGCCUGGAGCAGCGAGCGGAGCGACUGGUGCGAAGGAGGCCCCGCCUCCGUAGGCCCCGCCCCCGACGACCUCCUCAUCCAGUGGCGUCUGAGGCGGCGCCGUGGGGAGGAGCUUGCGCUGGACACGUGCCCAGUGGGCGGGGCGACGCACUGGGAGUCACCUGAGCCCUCCGAGACCCCAAUCAGGGGCCGCUUCUGCACCUCCCACCGCCAGGGGGCGACCUCGUCCCGGCCCGACUCCCAGGAGUCCUUGCAGUGGGAACCAUACCUGCGGUCACGUGAUGCCACUGGAGCCCUGUGGGGGGCGCCAUGUUGGGUGUCACGUGAUCCUCAGGAUGCUCUGCCGCCAAUCAGGAGCGACGUCCAGGAUGCCCAGCAGGGGGCACCCUCACGGCAGGCACUGGUGGGGUGGGCCCCCCAUGACCUCCGGCCCCCCCAGUUUGUCCCCAGGACCCUGUCCUGCGGCUGCUGCGGUGCCACCGCCGGGCCCUACGGGAACAGCUCUGGACUGUUGAGACCCUCCUGGAGCCCACCAGGUACCCCCCCCAACCUGGGGGGGGGCAAUAAAGCAAUGAAACCCCAAAGCUGCAGCUGCACGGACCCCAAAAUCUCCUCCCCCACCUUUGGGGUCACUCCAGAUGCCCCAAGAGUGUUGGCUCGGGCGCUGUUGGGGGUCUGGGGGGCCUAUGAGGGUGUUUGGGGUGGGGUUCUGGGAGUCUGGUCAUGAAGGAGUUUUUUGGGGAGCGAG